This is a messenger RNA of Heterostelium album PN500, 3117 nucleotides long. RefSeq lists its product as uncharacterized. Gene Ontology annotation, molecular function: protein binding. The record is from RefSeq and is a predicted model, not a curated record. Lineage: Eukaryota; Evosea; Eumycetozoa; Acytosteliales; Acytosteliaceae. Bases 1 to 3117 code for a protein of 1038 amino acids. The transcript has 3 exons.
AUGGUUGGUAAAAAUAAAGAGAAUCUAUUGAAAUGGUGCCAAGAGAUUACAGAGGGAUAUCCUGAGAAGGUCAGUCAGGUAAAUGAUUUUUCAAAGUCAUGGAAAGAUGGCACAGCCUUUGUAGUUGUGUUGAAUAAGGUGUAUCCCAAUGCUUUCAGUGUGGACGAUGUGCUAGCCAAGUCGGUAACAGAGAGACUGUCGUUUGUCUUUGAUUUCGCAGAGGACAAAGGUAUUGUCGGUCGUCUACUGGAACCGUCGGAUUUCACCACGGAUGGAGUCGAUCCCGAGAAGAUCACAGUCGAGACAUAUAUAUCGUGUAUCUAUCAUUAUCACAAGAAGAAGUUGGGUGAGGAUGAAAUGGAUGCCAAGCUAAAGUCGUUGUUGGCCAACAUUGACAAUGUCGAUAGUCUUUUGGCGUCUGCAGCUUCGAUAUCGACAUCGUCGUCGUCAUCAUCAUCUACUGACACUACUAACGGCGAAGAGAAUGGAGCAAACGGUGCCAACUCUACAGCGACUUGGUCGUUGCAGUCAAUGGACAAAGAGAUAGAGGCACUGAAUCUCAAAAUGAAAAGUUGGACGGAAUCACAAAAAGUGGUGGAAAAACGAAGAAAUGAAAGUGCACAGUCAAAAGAAAUACUCAAUAAUCUUGAGAAAGUAAUGUCAAACAUUGAACAAGAGUUAUUAGAGAAUGAGAAUUCAAGUAAAAAAUUUAGAGAGGAAAUUGAAAAAAGAGAAGCAGAUUUAAAGAAUAAGAUUGAAAAAGAAAAGGAACAGUAUGAUAGUCAUAUUCAAGAGUUACAAAGAAAGAUUGAUUUGGCAAAGGCAAACACCAAGGAACAAGAGGAAUUGAAGAAGCGAUUGGAAACACAAAAGAAGGCAAAAGACGAUUUGUUGAGAAAGAGAAAGGAGAUUGAAGAGGAGACCGCUCAGUUGAGACAGAGAUUGCUCGACGAAGAGAAUGCCAAGAAGGUGUUGCAGAACUCUAUGAAGAAGGUGGAAGAAGAGAAAGCAAUUGCCAAGGUCAAGCAUCAAGAUGAAUUGAAAAAGUUGAGAGAGGAACUGAUGAAUGCAAAUGCCAAGCAGGAGAUGAUGGAGUUAGAGUUGCGAACAGAGACGUCGCUAAAGAAUGAAUUGGUUACAAAGCAACGAUUCAUGCAGGCCAAUGUCGAUGAUAUCAAUCGAUCGAUCGAUUCAGAGUUGAAAGAGAAAGCAGAGAUCACCAAGACCAAGGAGAAGCUAACCAGUUCGUUGAAGAAAGCGAUCAUGUCGUUGGAGGAAGAGACCAAGGUUUACAAUCUUCGAGACAAGUCAAAGAAGGAGAUGGAUGCCGAGAAGACAAAGUUGAGAGCAGAGCGUGAAGCGGAACAGAUUGCAAAGCUGCAGGCAGAAAAGGAGAAGCGUAUUGUACAGAACGAAUUGAAUGACAAGAAUGAGGAGAUCGAUGUUGAGAUGGUCAAAGUGAGAGAUGCCAAGUUUUUAAAUAGAGAUUUGGAGAGAAAGAUCGUUGAGACAACCGAUGAAAUCGAUGACGAGAGAAAUAGAAUGGAGAAACUGCUCAGCUAUCAAGAUGAGAAGUUUGGAAAGAAUCAAGAUUCACUGGCAAAGAAGCAUAAGAAUGUGUUGAAGAAGAUUGAGGAUACCAAACAUCAGAUGGAGAAGAAGAAGAAUCAAGCUGCUGAAUCAAAGCUAAAGGAACAGGAGAAGCGAAGAGAAAUGGAGUCGGAAAAGUCAAUGCUCACCGACAAGGAUGCAGAGUUGGGCGAUCGAUUGGCCGAAGAGAGAAAGGAGCGUAAACAAGCGAUGAAAGCAAAUCGUACACUUGAAGAGCAGUUGAAUCGUGCACGUCAAUUCUUGGACUUGGAAUCAAAGAGUAGAUCUUCAAAGGAGAAGUUCAAACAGAAAUUGGAGAACGACACCAAACAACUGCAGUCAACUAUUGGUGAGGAGGAAAAGAAGAAGUUGUCACUGCAAGAGAAGAAGCAAUCGCUUCAAAAAGACAAUGAACAUCUCAGUAAGAAGCUGAGUCACACCAAGAAACAAACGGUCGAGCUUGAGGAGGCUAAACAGUCACGUAAACAAAAGUCAUUGCAGAUCGAUAGCGAUAUUGUGGAGGUGAACGCUCAGCGCGCAGAAGCAGAGACCAAUCUGGAUAUCAAGUUGCAAAAACUGGCUGAGGAGACACAGGAGGAGAUGAAAGAGCGAUUGAAACAGAUGGAAGACAAGUCGUUGGAAUUGAACAACAAGACUUUCUUGACACAACAGAAACUUAAGCAGCGAAUCGAGUCGAUCGCAGAGAUGGAGGCAAGGAAAGAGGAGGAAGAGAGAUCGUUGCGUGAAGUCAAUCAGAAGCUGGACGAACUGUCACUGGAGAAGGAAGCAAACGAUAUCAAGAGAAAGAUGCUAGAGGAGAACGUCAAGAAGAUGUCGGCAAUGACCGAUGUCGAGAGGAAGGAGAAGGAGGAGAAGUCGCAGUCGCUCGAGGAGAUGCAGGCCGAGAUUGCCAAGCUGCAGAGUCAGCAUAUUCAAGACGAGAAUGACUCACUGCUAUAUGAGAGACAAGCACAGUUGUUGGCAUCGGAGUUGGCAGCACAAGAAUCGGCACUCAAGGAGAAAGAAGACGAGCUAGAACUAGAGAAAGCAGAGUCAGAGCGAAUCCUCAAGAAAGAACUAAGAAAACUUGAGAAACAACGUAGACUAGAGGAGAAGGAACUCAAAGACGAUUUGAUGGGCGAACACAAAGACAAUCUUCAACAAAUAGAAAACAAAUUCAACAGACAAAAGAAAUUACUCUUGGAAGAAUAUAAUGAUUUAGGUUUAGAAUUGAAUCAAAUGAGAAAUUCAUUAAGAGAUACAAGUAUUAAUAAAUCACUUUUACAGAUAAUAAGUCGAAGACCUGUAGAAAAGAACAAGAAUAUUAAAAGCCAGGAAGAUUCACAAGACAAUGAAAAUCCAAUGGUGUGGAGAGUUCAUAAAAGUGACCCAUUCUAUGGAACUUCGAGCAAACCGAUCAUGAUCUCAAAAGUUCCGUUUAAUGAAGCAAAAUCUUUAAAGAGGAAUAGCCAAGAACUUCCUGCUGAAAAAGAAACAAAGAUAAUUCUUCCACAAUCCCAACAAUAA